Molecule: messenger RNA, 10354 nt
Organism: Danio aesculapii
Lineage: Eukaryota; Metazoa; Chordata; Actinopteri; Cypriniformes; Danionidae
Gene: kif1aa
Product: kinesin family member 1Aa
Exons: 48
Coding region: 334-5448 (1704 amino acids)
Biological process (GO): microtubule-based movement
Molecular function (GO): microtubule binding; ATP binding; microtubule motor activity
Source: RefSeq, a predicted model, not a curated record
UCACAGCUCUAGGCAGAGCCAGCAGAGCCAUUUUGGCUUCUACAUUACAGAGCACUCAAAGAUCUCUCCUCCAAGAAGCAGGCCUUAGCGGGCAUCCGGCUACACGAUAUCCCUCUGUGGAGCAAAUAAAGGAUCUUCUGUUUAACCGAGGGAAACCCAGACUGUUUUCACCAUAUCAGAGGAAAAACAGAAAAAGGAGAAUUUGAGAAGGCAUCGGUGGAGGUGAUUCUGUAGAGUCAAUAGCUGAGAGCUGCAUCAGAGGAUCACCAUUGUAGAGGUGAGCAGUGACCUGAACGUUUAAAGGAGGGCUCUGAACACACAGACGGAGGCACCAUGGCAGGGGCCUCGGUGAAGGUGGCGGUGAGAGUUCGUCCCUUCAACUCUCGGGAGAUCGGUAAAGAGUCCAAAUGCAUCAUCCAGAUGUCCGGGAACACAACCACCAUCAUCAACCCCAAAGCACCCAAAGAAAACAAAAGCUUCAAUUUUGAUUACUCCUACUGGUCACACACUUCGCCAGAAGAUAUCAACUAUGCUUCCCAGCAGCAGGUGUACAGAGACAUCGGAGAAGAGAUGUUGCUGCAUGCAUUUGAGGGCUACAAUGUCUGUAUUUUUGCAUACGGUCAAACUGGGGCCGGUAAAUCCUAUACCAUGAUGGGCAAACAGGAGAAGGACCAGCAGGGGAUCAUUCCACUGCUCUGUGAAGACCUUUUUACUAAGAUAAAUGAGAACAAUGACAACAACAUGUCCUAUUCUGUGGAGGUUAGUUAUAUGGAGAUCUACUGUGAGAGGGUACGGGAUCUUCUAAACCCUAAAAACAAAGGAAACCUACGUGUGAGAGAGCAUCCACUGUUGGGCCCAUAUGUAGAAGAUCUGUCCAAACUCGCUGUCAUGUCAUAUAAUGACAUCCAAGACCUGAUGGACUCCGGGAAUAAGGCUAGGACAGUAGCUGCCACAAACAUGAAUGAGACCAGCAGUCGUUCACACGCUGUCUUUAACAUCAUCUUCACCCAGAGGCGGCACGAUUCGGAGACAGACAACACUUCAGAAAAGGUCAGCAAAAUCAGUCUGGUGGAUUUAGCGGGCAGUGAGAGAGCAGACUCCACUGGAGCCAAAGGCACACGGCUCAAGGAAGGGGCAAACAUCAAUAAAUCACUCACCACCCUGGGAAAAGUCAUUUCAGCUCUGGCUGAGGUGGACUCUGGCUCUAACAAGAACAAAAAGAAGAAGAAGGUGGAAAGUUUUAUUCCUUACAGGGAUUCUGUGCUGACCUGGCUACUGAGAGAGAAUCUUGGUGGCAACUCCCGAACUGCAAUGGUGGCUGCUCUCAGUCCAGCCGACAUCAACUACGAUGAAACCCUCAGUACUCUCAGGUAUGCAGACAGGGCUAAGCAGAUCCGUUGUAAUGCAGUGAUCAAUGAAGAUCCUAAUAACCGUCUGGUGCGUGAACUUAAAGAUGAAGUGUCCCGUCUGAAAGACCUCCUCUAUGCCCAGGGCCUGGGUGACAUCAUCGAGAACAUAUCCGAUUACAAGAACCAUAUCAAUAAUGGCCAAGCUGUCAAUCAAAGAGGUGAUUUCUCCACAGUGACCAAUGCUAUGACUGGGAUGAGCCCCUCUCCAUCACUCUCGGCCCUGUCCAGCCGGGCCGGUUCCAUCAGCAGCCUGCACGAUCGCAUCAUGUUCAGCCCCGGGAGCGAGGAAGCCAUUGAGAGACUCAAGGAAACGGAGAAGAUCAUUGCAGAGCUCAAUGAAACAUGGGAGGAGAAGCUUCGCCGUACAGAGGCCAUCAGGAUGGACAGAGAAGCACUUCUGGCUGAGAUGGGUGUAGCAAUGCGUGAGGAUGGAGGAACUCUUGGAGUCUUUUCCCCAAAAAAGACUCCUCACCUAGUGAAUCUAAAUGAAGAUCCCUUGAUGUCUGAAUGUCUCCUAUACUACAUCAAAGAUGGGAUUACCAGGGUGGGCAGAGAAGAUGCCAGUAGUCGACAGGACAUUGUUUUAAGCGGGCACUUUAUUAAGGAGGAACACUGCACUUUCACCAGCACCACUGGACCAAUGGGAGAAGCUGUCAUUCUUGAGCCGUGUGAGGGAGCAGAAACAUAUGUAAAUGGGAAGAGAGUCACAGAACCCACUGUUCUCAAAUCAGGGAACCGAAUCAUUUUGGGCAAGAGCCACGUGUUCCGCUUCAACCAUCCUGAACAGGCCCGUCAGGAACGUGACCGAACCCCUUGCUCUGAGACUCCAGUGGAGCCUGUUGACUGGGCCUUUGCUCAGAGAGAACUCCUGGAUAAACAGGGCAUUGACAUGAAGCAGGAAAUGGAUCAGAGACUGCAGGAACUUGAAGAUCAGUAUCGUAAGGAGAGAGAAGAGGCAAACAAUCUACUAGAGCAACAGAGAUUAGAUUAUGAGAGCAGGUUAGAAGCUCUGCAAAAACAGGUCGAUCGAUGUUAUCCUGAUGCAGCAGAGGAAGAUGAAGAGCCUGAGGAGGAAGUGCAAUGGACGGAGAGGGAGACCGAACUGGCAAUGUGGGCUUUCCGCAAAUGGAGAUGUUAUCAGUUUACAUCCCUUCGAGAUCUUCUUUGGGGCAAUGCCAUCUUUCUCAAAGAGGCCAAUGCCAUUAGUGUGGAGCUAAAGAAGAAGGUUCAGUUCCAGUUCGUGUUAUUGACGGACACACUUUACUCUCCUCUUCCGCCUGACCUGUUACCGCCUGAAGCAGCUAAAGACCGAGAGAAAAGCCCAUUUCCACGCACCAUUGUAGCUGUUGAAGUUCAAGAUCAGAAAAACGGAGCCACGCAUUACUGGACCCUAGAAAAACUCAGGCAGAGACUGGAUCUGAUGAGAGAGAUGUAUGAUCGCGCUGCUGAGGUGCCCAGCAAUGCUGUUGAAGACUGUGACAGCGUGCUGACUGGAGGAGAUCCUUUCUACGAUCGCUUUCCCUGGUUUCGUCUGGUUGGAAGGGCGUUUGUCUAUUUGAGUAAUCUGCUGUAUCCUGUGCCUCUGGUCCACCGGGUUGCCAUCGUCAAUGAGAAGGGAGAAGUCAAAGGUUUCCUCAGAGUAGCUGUACAGGCAAUAUCAGCCGAUGAAGAGGCACCAGACUAUGGCUCUGGUGUCAGACAGUCAGGCACUGCCAAGAUUUCUUUUGAGGACCAGCAGUUUGAGAAGUUCCAGUCAGAGUCGUGUCCUUCUGGUCUUUCGCGUGCUGCCGUUUCUCAAGAAGAGUUGAGGAUUGUGGAGGGUGAAGGACAGAGCGCAGAGAUGGGACUGUCAGCAGAUGAGGUCAACAAUAAUACAUGUACAGCUAACCCAGAGGAGCUGGACAGCCCUGUCAAAGCAGGUCUUGAUGGGAUGCUGGACGGCGCUCUGGAUCACUUGAGGAUUGGUGAAGUCUUCACAUUCAGAGUUACUGUUCUGCAGGCGUCAAGCAUUUCCGCCGAGUACGCAGACAUAUUCUGCCAGUUCAAUUUUAUUCACAGGCACGAUGAAGCGUUUUCCACCGAGCCGUUGAAGAACACUGGACGUGGUCCACCGCUUGGCUUCUAUCAUGUGCAGAAUAUUGCAGUGGAAGUGACUAAGUCCUUUAUUGAGUACAUAAAAACUCAGCCAAUCGUGUUUGAAGUCUUUGGACACUACCAGAAGCAGCCUUUCCCUGCGCUCUGCAAGGAUCUCAUUAGCCCAUUGCGCCCAUGCAGACGGCAGUUCCCGAGGGUCAUGCCUCUUUCCAAACCAGUACCUGCUACCAAACUGACAGCCCUCACCCGACCCACAGCAGGACCAUGCCACUGUAAAUAUGACCUGAUGGUCUUCUUUGAGAUCUGUGAGCUAGAGGCUAAUGGAGACUAUAUCCCAGCAGUAGUGGACCACAGAGUAGGCAUGCCCUGCCAUGGCACAUUCAUGUUACAUCAGGGCAUCCAAAGGAGAGUUACAGUCACCAUAGUGCAUGAGACAGGGAGAGACAUUGACUGGAAGGAAGUGCGAGAGCUGGUUGUAGGACGCAUCCGGAACACGCCUGAAGCAGAUGAGGCAAUCAUCGACCCCAAUAUUCUCUCUCUCAACAUACUGUCUGCAGGAUACAUUCGACCAGCACAUGAUGACAGACAGUUUCUUGAUUCCGACAUGCCUAGGACAUUCUACCGGUUUGAGGCUGCUUGGGAUUCAUCCAUGCACAACUCUUUGCUGCUAAACCGUGUGACUCCUUACGGAGAGAAAAUCUACAUGACUCUUUCUGCUUACCUGGAGAUGGAGAACUGCACACAGCCCACAGUGAUAACCAAAGACUUAUGCAUGGUGUUCCACUCAAGAGAUGCCAAACUCCCAGCAUCUCGCUCCAUCAGAAACCUCUUCAGCAGUGGCACCUUGAGGCCGUCUGAAGGAAACCGUGUAACCGGUGUGUAUGAGCUCAGUCUGUGCCACCUUGCUGAUGCAGGGAGCCCAGGAAUGCAAAGGCGCCGCAGGAGGGUGCUGGACACGUCGGUGGCGUAUGUGCGAGGGGAGGAGAACCUGGCUGGCUGGAGGCCCCGCAGUGACAGCCUCAUCCUGGACCAUCAGUGGGAGCUGGAGAAAUUGAGCCUCCUGCAGGAGGUGGAGAAAACCAGACACUACCUCCUCCUUAGGGAGAAGCUGGAGUCCACCCUGCUGCUGGGCCAGGAGUCGCUGCUGUCCUGCGGGAGUGAGGAUCUAACCGAGUCCUCUUCUCCCUCCACUAACCUCGGCCUGGGCCACAACCCCGGGCCCGGCCCCGACACACCCAGUGAGAGGCAGAGGGAGCUGGCUGCAAAGUGUCUGCGUUUGCUUAACCACACAUUUAACAGGGACUACAGCCAUGUGUGUGUUAGCGCCAGUGAGAGCAAGUUGAGUGAGAUGUCAGUGACUCUCCUGAAAGACUCUGCCUCAGUGUGUGCCGAAAGCACCCUCACGCCCUCCUCCACAUGCCCUUCACUUGUGGAGAGCCGAUACAUUCACAACACUGAUCUCAGACCCCCAACACCCCGAUCUCGUGCUGUGAGCCCCAAUCUUGACUCUGAAACAGAUGGUAAGAAGACCCAAGAGCCUAGAUCAAGAACCCGCACUUUUGUGCCAGACAUUCAGGAAAUCCGUGUCAGCCCAAUUGUGUCAAAGAAAGGCUAUUUGCACUUCCUGGAGCCCCACAGUAAUGGCUGGGUUAAGAGAUAUGUGGUGGUUCGUCGGCCUUAUGUCUACAUCUACAACUCAGACAGAGACACAGUGGAAAGGGCCAUUCUUAACCUGUCCUCAGCACAAGUGGAGUACAGCGAAGACCAGCAGGCCAUGCUGAAGACCCCCUACACAUUUGCGGUAUGCACAGAGCAUCGUGGGAUACUCCUUCAAGCCAGUAAUGACAAGGAGAUGCAUGACUGGCUGUAUGCCUUUAACCCUCUGCUUGCUGGAUCUAUCAGGUCUAAACUGUCCAGAAGGAGAGCUGGGCAGAUGAGGUUUUAAGCCCACCAGAUGUAUACUCAAUGUACAACUCUUCAAGGACAAAAAACAAAAACACAAAGGACUAAACUUGUAAAUAGAGCUACAGUACUGACAGAUCCACACGUUUCUGUGCUUAAUCAGCUCUCUGACCCUCUGUUUCCUUCAUGUGUGUACCUGCACCUGUCCACACUCACAUCACCUGUGCACCUGUACAUUUAAAGCCCUUUGUUGUGCAUCUGCAUUGGCCUAAAUAUUCAACUUAUAGCGCCAACGGAACAGGCUAGCUAAUUCAUUGGCUUAGAGAUAGUAUGCUUACGUAGUCUUCAACAUUUAAGAAAGCUGGUGAUGGGAAUUCCUCAAGCAAACACGCGUCCAAAUUUGUUACUGUGAAGAGUGAAAUGCAUAUCUUGAGUUUGGUGGAUCACACAGCCUUAUUGUGUUACUCCUGACCUGUAAGUCUAUGGGUUUAAACUGGUCAGUAUUUAAGUCAGCAGAACGUAUGUUUAUUCAUCUCUUGGCUAUGGAAGAUGGAAUCGAUCAACGAUAAGCAGUUCUUAGCGAAAGGAGCAAAUGAAUCACGUCAUAUUACGCUCUUACUCUCUUUAAGUGCAGUUCUUGGCCACAGUACAGCCCAUCAUAAAUACCAAUAUACCUUUAUAAUGUUUCCUUUGUAAGGUCUUGAAAGCGUAUAAAGUUUUCAAAAUAAUCAGGACGCAUGAGGAGAAAAUUGGCAACAGACGAUGGUUGCAUUCUCAUAUCUCCGAACGAGAACCAUUAAAAAGAUUUGGCCUAUUUUUGUUGGAGUACUGGUCAGUAGAUUUAUCUCAAAUGUAUCAUAAUCCAGUCUAAUAUUUUAUAUAAAGAAGUAUCGGUAUCCCCAAAUGAUCUUAUAUCUGUCUAAUUUAUUUUUAAGAUUUCUAUUAAAGUCUUAUCUAGUUAGCUAUUUAUUUAACAUGUUUUUAUUUAUUUCAGCAUGUAUUUAUUGACAAAGACUGUAAUAUUUUUGAAGAAGUACAGUGCAAUUUCUGCAUAUGGCACUUUUUUUUUUAAUCAUGAGUUGACUGACCUCCAUUUUACUGACCUCACUGCUCUCAUUCCCCCCGACACGAUGAAAUGCAUUUGGGGAUCAGGUUAGAAGUGAAUGCUGGGAUAGCUGCUAUUACAAGUAGAUUACUUGAAUUUCACUUUUUAGUUAAAAAAAGGCUUUUGCUAGAUGUAUCAGGUAGAAAAGAAUCAUCAUUAUUGCCCAGGAUCCUAAAAGAGUGCUUUGUAUGGUGGUCAGUCUUGAAAGUUGAAAAGUUUAGAAGUUGAUCAGAUCAUACUGUAUGUCCACAACUGAUGGAAUUUUUAAAAUGCAUCCCAGAGAGUGAUGAGAUAUGGUUUUGUGCCUCUUGCAUCUUUUUUUUUUUUUAAGUUCAUCAUCUAACUGUAUGUCCUGUAUGCUUCUUUAACAGAACGAAUGUCUACUUUCAGAUUCACUCAUCAUUACCAUCGUUUCUCUUUGUGUGCAACCAUACAGUACCUGUUCGCAGGCAACAGCAGGUUUUUAGUUACUUUAACUUGCAUAUUAAGUUGGCAAAGUCUACUGUACAUUUCCUACGUAUAGGAUUUCUAAGGAUAUCUCGAUGGUGUAAAUAUUGCUUUACUCAAGUUCUUUAAAAUGAACAAAAAGAAGUGUAUUUAUUUAACAGGAAACAUUUUUCAGUGUCAUACUUAAGAAAUAAGCCCUGCUUGAAAUGCAGACUUUAAGCUACAAUCACUUUGAGACUGGUCUUCUAGGCUAUUUCGUAUUGGUCCCUGAUUCAUGAAUGGUCACAUAUCAUGAUUUUAUACUGUAUAGGACAGAGAAUGUUUUGCUGAAUAAAGCGCCAGUCUAAAUGAGGAGUGUUUUCAUUCUUAACCACCAUUUUAUAACUGAAAUACACUAGUAUAAAUGCAGCCUACAUUAGAAUGUAAACUUUCCUCAUCGAGACUAGUGUUUGUAUGUCUUACUCAUACAUUUUUCUGUUUUGCUAGCAUUCACGUUCUUAGCCUACAGGUUGCAUAAUGAUCACAUGAGUGGUACUUGACGAAUCAGGGAACAAUACACAAUAGUCCAUAAAACCAGUCAGAGAACAAAUGUGGAUAGCUGCAAUUCCAUUUUCAAAAGUUUGAGUUUCAGUAUUUUCUGAUCUUCAUCCUUUUCAAAAUGCUUCGUUUUUCACAGGUCAAAGUUUCCAGAGUACUGUGGACGCCAUGCAUAAACUUAACAAAACAAAACAAGUGAAAACACGCAAGUGUAAACAUCACCUCAGGGCCCCAUUUCAGAAAAGAGGUUAAGUGAAAACUCAGAGUAUGUUAACCCUGAAAUGAGAGAAAGUCUGGGCUUUCCAUUUCAAAAUGGCAGGUUUGUCAAACUCCAGAAAGCAGGGUAAGUUAAGCCUGAUUCUGAUAGAGAGGUAACUUUAACUCGGAGUCAGUUACCAUGGUAACUUACUCUGUGAACCUAACCUUGUCAGGAGCAGAUUUUUUUUUUCUCUAAACUCAGAGUUUCUGUCGGUCUCCUCUCCUUUUUUAAAGACGAAGUGGUAUUUCUCACCUUAUCCUUAGUCAUUCUUUGCCUACAUUUCAGUCACACACAGAACAAAGUUACAAGAAUGGCUUCUCCUAUUUUGGCAAAAUAACAAUUAAAUUCAAUACUAUAGUUUUAAGUUUUACCUUUGAUAUUACUGCAAAAAAUAAAUAAGCUUAAAUUUACUGACCUUUAACAGGGACAUUAACUGUACUUAAAUUAAUGGGAUUAUUACUCAUUCUAAAAACUAUUUUUUAGUACUGCUUACAUUCUAAAUGUCAUAUCAACCUCUACCACUUGAUCAAUAAAAAAGGACAGACACACAAGUGCACUUUUACAACUUUUAAAAAAGUAAAAAAACUUAACUUUAGAAAUUUAAUCUUAAACUGAUUAACGUGUGUAAAAGUGGGAACAUUAAAUUAAACAUUUCCACUGAACAUUAAGUUAAGGUUAUACGCAUUCUUGUUUUGUCAAAUUUGUUGUAGAAACUAUGCAGUAGCCUAUUUUAUGUAAUUUAAUGCAAUUACAUCUGAAAUUAUGGCCAAUUCCCCACUUUUUUAAGUGAAAAGUCAAUAAAUGUCACACAUUACAUUACUUAGUUUUUUUAUUAUACUUAAAUAUUGAAAUACUUUAAAUAUUUUAAAUGUAAACUUAUGCAUUAACUCGAGCAGCUAUGUUUUAUCUGUUUCACCGAUGCAGUGAUGUUGCUUUUUUUUUAAAAUAUAUGGUCAUGUUUGCUAUAACUUAUAAGUUCAGCUGGAGAAAAAAAUUCUAAUCUCUGUUUUUCAGAUGUUGCCAUGGUGACUCGUAAUAUCUGCACUCCAUUGAUAGUGCCUUAUUAUAGUCACGGUGUGUAUGCUAAACUAAACUAAAUUAGUCUACUCAGACUUGAUUGACCUAACUCACAUCAGCUGUUCUGAAACCGAAAACUCUGAGUUUUUAAUCUCUUGGUAAGUCAACUCAGUUCAACUUUAAACUCCGAGUUGAUUGAACCACCUUACUGAAACAGGCCCCAGGUCUGACUGUGUUGUGCUUAGGUGAUGUUUACGCUAAUGUGUUUUUGUUUUGUUACAGUACGUCUGGUUCCCACACUACUCUGACAUAUUUCACCAAUGAAAACUAAGCAUUUUAAAAAUAGUGUUUUAGUUUAGAAAUGCUGGCGUUCCAUUUCAGUGUAUACGGACCAAAACGGAAGCCUUUUGAAAAUGGAGGCAAGGCUAUCCAGAAUUGCUCACUGACUGAUCUUCUAGACUAUUGCAUAUUGUUCCCUGAUUGAUCAAGCCCUGCUCAUAUGACCAUUAUGCAACCUGUAGGCUGUAAGUAUAGAUGUCUGCAAAACAGUCAGCGUGUAUGGUCGCAAAUCAUGUGUUUUGGCUGUACAGUGUGGACAGAGAUCAGAUUUUUAGAAACACAAUAAAAAAUGCUAGUCUGAAUGCCACUUUAAAACAAAAAAGCCCUAGCGUAAAUGCCGCCUCAAUCUCAAUUGAUUUAUCUUGUGCACAACUAUCCUGGAGUUUACCUGAGAAAUAUUUUUGCAUGUUCAGAGAACAGAUCAGAUGUUCUUGCAGAGCUGGAUCUGGCAGCUUCAUGAGAAUGACUGAGGUCAACCAACCUACAGCGCAUACUCAAUACUGCAAGAAAACACCUCUGCUGAAAACACUGAUCUGUCUCUGAAUAGAUUCCAGAGAUUUAGGCUUCUGAUUCCAAAUAUUCAGUUAUUAAUAUUGGUAUUCCUGUAUCUUUGAGUACACAAGCAUAUCUCCAGUUUUUUUUUACUGAUAUGUCAAUCAAUUUCACUUCACUUUCAUGACCAGUUCAAAAUGAAUACAAGCAAUGCCUCUACUUUUAGAAACGUACAUACCUUAAUAAUAAGUUUGUAUGUGCGUGACAAAAUUACUUAAAAAAAUCACAUUCAGUUCAAGUGCACACUAGAAGUAAAGUGUUUUCAAUUUUGUCUUUGCAGAAAGUAACACAGAGAGCUGGAAGUAUAGCAUAUCCUGUAAUGUUUCUACAAGCUUUUCCAUAAAACACCCAUUCCAUUAUCAUUGAAUUAAUUUACCACAUCCUAAAGUAAAAGAAUUCAAUCAUUCGCAUAAUUGACACCAAAUAUUUGUGUGCUUCCGUUCUGCUUUUAUGCACAUUAUGACUCCAUUCAUAAGAUUUUUUUUUCUCUGUUGUUUUCUCGAAGUUUUACUUGCCUUGUAUAUAAACACGAUUGCUGUGAAUGGUGUAUAAUGCAGUUGUAUUUGGUUUGUACCAUCUUCAGUGGGCAGUAGUUCAAUGUCUCUUUCUGAGUGUUGGAGUUAUGAGUCAAAUGUUUGUGUACACUUAACACAUUGUCAGAUAUGAAAUAAAUGUGGAACUUAUGCAACACUA